AUGCUUUGCUUUGUGGGCACCACUCCCAGUCCUGCUGCUGGAAGCACUCCGCUGAAGCAGUCUUUGCGGGCACCGGCCGUGCAGAUGGAGGCACGAGGUGGUGGUGAGGGUGCCCUUGGCGACAUGAGUCCCGACACCUACAUCAUUGGCAUCACUGCCAUCGAGAUGGAUUCCGACCACAUGUUUCACCUGAACUUUGCCAUAACUUUGUUCAACCAUGGAGAGCUCACAGAGGCCAAGCGGCAGUUUGUGCUGUUCAACGAUUUGUUCCAGCAGCUGGAUGAAGAGCAAAGGAACUCAGACCCAGAGGUGAAUGAGCAGAGACAGCUCCUUCAGGGAGUACUGAACGGCCUCCGUGACGGCAUGGUGAAGAGAGCUUUGUGCGUUGGGUGCAACUACCCGAGCAAAGCCUUCGGACUGGCGGGAGCGGUCAAUGAUGCCUUCCUCAUUGCAGAGACUUUGCAGGCGCAUAUGGGUUUCCGGCACGAGAAUGUCUGUGUUUUGCACGACGUCUACCCAGGGCAGAAGAAGUCCUUGAAGGUGGAGCCUGCGAAGUCGCCCACUCGUGUGAACAUCUUGCAGCAGUUGCAGCAGAUUGUCCGGCAGACACGACCAGGUGAUGUGCUGUUCUUUUCCUUUUCAGGCUACGGUCUUCAGGUGGAUGAUAUGGAUGGCUAUCAAGAUGAAGGUUAUGAAGAAGCCAUCCUCCCCACGGAUUUCGUGGAUGGUCGUGACGGUGACUACAGCGUCAUUUGCACCAACGAUUUGCAUGAUGUCCUCCUUGGAGUGCCACAGAAUGUGAUCGUCACUGCAGUGAUGGACUGCGAUCAUGCGACCACACUGAUUGAUAUCGGUGGCACUCUGGAUGGCUCUUUGGUGAGUGGGCUGAAGUACAGCAGUUUCUGCGGCUUACAGGCCCACUCUACCAAAAUGAUGCUUGCAAACCAUGAGCGGGGCGUGUGGCAGGAAGAGAAAGCUCGUUCAGUAGCUGCACGUCCACGUUUUCAGCCUGUGAUGGAGAUCGACAAUCCUCGAAGGGGCAGGCUUCCAACCAGGCCAGCCAUGUCUCGUUCGUCCUCCAUUGCCUUCUGCUACUCAGCUGCCGGGCACGGCCAGACGGCAAUGGAAAUGAAGAUGACAACGCCAAGUGUGGAUGGGCAAGAGCCAACUGUAAAGCAGCAUGGAGUUCUAUCCUGGUGCUUUGCAAAGGCUUUGGAAGAGUUGAAUUUCAGCGGCACGUAUUUCGAACUACAGGAGGAGAUUCAGCAGCAGAUGAAGCAAAUCAAAGCAACUUCUUUACCUCGCAUGGAUCAGGAAGUUUUGCUCACCUUUUCCCUCCCAUUGUCAAAACCAAGAACAAUGAAGAUCCUGCAACCAAUGGAGUCCGUGCAUGCACCCGAUCGGGGCAUCAGCACCCAAAGCAUGCGCCUGGCAGCGCCUGCUGUUGUGCCUCCCCCGCCGCCUGGAUUUUUGACAGGGAGUGGAAGUGCUGUCACCUCUCGACAAGUCUCAGAAGACAUCCCAUCAGCUCAAUCAAGACCAGCUUGGUCAGAACUGGUGCAUCACAAUGUCGAAGGCCGUGAAGGUUCCUUCAAAGUCCAAGGGACCAGCUAUGCUCCGCAGCCCCGAGACUAUGAGAAGACUGGGCCUGCUAACGGAUGGGGCAACAAGUCAGCAGCGCCAACAGAACCUAAGUUUCCAGCGCGACAAGUCGACAUUAUUGGCGGACGCUCAGAUGCGCGGGACCGGCACUUGCCGGCGCCUCCACCACCGCUGUCAACACUCAGUUCGCGGCCGGCUACAAGCCACCCUCCGCCGGACAUCUCCAACUGGCCCUCCCCGCGGUCGCCUAACCAGCAUGAGCUGCAGCAGCAGCAGCCAUAUCCUGGACAGCCGAGAGACCAGCGAGGUGUUCCAGUUCCAGGCUUGACGGCCCCAAAUCUCUUUGGCAAUGCUGGGCCUCCUGCGUUGAGUUUCAACGUUCCAGGCUAUGGCACUUUGGCACCACAGGCGAUGGGCAAGCAGCCGCAAUCGCGAAUGCCGUGGUCAUCACCAUUGUUCACUCGGUAAAUGGACACUUCCUUUGGAUCAGAGGGAAAAAGCAUGCAUGGGCGCGGAAGAUAUGGAGGAAAAUUGAAAAGCAACAAAAGCAUGCAAGUGCAAUAAAGGAC
Cladocopium goreaui is the source of this 2171-nucleotide messenger RNA. The record is from the annotation of a GenBank genome assembly. Lineage: Eukaryota; Dinophyceae; Suessiales; Symbiodiniaceae.